AAGAAUUACACAGGAAUCAAUCAAAACCUGCAGCACCAUUAACUUAACAGCUCUCUGGGUUGACACUUUGAAUUGUGUGUCCCAUGUCCCUGUUCACUGCUCAUUGUCUCCUCCUGAUGCCUAACUGACCGAGCCAUGAGGUGGAGGUGCCUGGGCUGUACAAAUUUUAUUUUUAAAAAUCACACAAUACCAAAUUAGAUUCGAUUCCCUACAGUAUGGAACAGGCCCAAUACGUGCGCACCAACUCCCCACCUAGACCCAUCCUCUAUAUUUAAACCUGACUAAUGCACCAAACCUUAUGGCCAAUUCACCUGGCCUGUGGGAGGAAACCCCACGCAGACACGGGGGAGAAUGUGCAAACUCCACACAGACAGUCACCCAAGGGCUGGGAUCGAACCCGGGUCCCUGGUGCUAUGAGGCCACAAUGCUAACCACUGUGCCUCCCCAAGAAGUCCCCACCAGGUUUAUUUGGAAGUACAGGCUUUCGGAGUGCUGCUACCUGAUCAAACCAAAGGGACGCCUGUUUCAUCCUGAGGGGAUUGAUGUUGAACGAGAAGUGAAAAUAACUGCCUGGAUCAAUGAUGGCGGCGCCCCCGAGCUCCAACCCCAAGGGAUCGGGGGAACUGCGCGUGCGCACGGACGCCAGGUGACGCGCAUGCGCCGGGCCCUGUUUUUUGAGGGGGAAGGGAGCAAGUCGAGAGAUGGCCCCGCCUUCCCCGCGAGGUGGAGGCAAACUCCGGGAGGUGCGGCCCCUCGAAACUAAAAGAAAGAUGUGUGGGAUAGGGGAAAGUUGGCAGAUAACUGGUUAAAGGAGGAGGCGGCGGUGCGCUGUGUGUGUGUGUGUAAACGUGGGCGGAGGAACAAACGGAGCCACUUCGUCGGCAAAUGGCGGAGUGGGGGAGGGGAGUGAGUCACGUGGGAGUCAUACCCACUUGUUCCCACCACCCCCAGAGCGCAUGCGCCGCCAGCUGUGUCUGGGUAGCAGUACCUGGAGGAGACCAUGAGCAAUGAGGAGCAUACUCCGCUCCUUGAGCCUACUGCAGGGGGGUUCACCGAGCAGCAAUAUUUUCAUAAAGUGUGGAAUAGGAAUCUGUACCUGGCUACAUUUGCUGCUGUUCUGGGACCUCUUAGUUUUGGAUUUGUCCUUGGUUAUAGUUCUCCUGCCAUUCCAGAAUUGCAAUCUGAUUCAAACCCGUAUCUGAAUCUUGAUUCCACUCAGGCUUCCUGGUUUGGGUCCUUAGUUACAAUAGGUGCAGCUGUGGGUGGCAUAAUUGGAGGAUGGAUUGUUGAUAAAAUUGGCAGAAAGCUGACCCUGAUGAGCUGUGCUGUUCCGUAUGUCGCCGGGUUCGCAAUGAUCAUUGUAGCACAGAAUGUCUGGAUGCUGUACAGUGGUAGAAUAUUGACUGGAUUGGCGAGUGGAGUCACCUCACUGGUUGUGCCCGUCUACAUUUCUGAAAUGGCUCACCCUAAAGUACGAGGGCUGUUAGGAUCCAGUGUUCAGCUGAUGGUGGUAAUCGGAAUCAUGGGUGCAUAUGUCGGUGGAAUGGUCUUGACCUGGUAUUGGCUUGCUGUGUUAUGUUCCUUACCACCAACCCUGAUGGUAGUACUAAUGUGCUUCAUGCCAGAAACUCCACGGUACCUGCUUAGAAAGAACGAACAUGCUGAAGCACUAAGGGUCCUGGCUUGGCUGAGAGGACCUGAAGUAGAUUCUGAAUGGGAAUGCAGACAGAUUGAAGCAAAUUGUGAUGAGCAGGAUGCCAAGUUUGCACUUUCAGAGCUAAAAAAUCCAACAAUUUACAAGCCUUUACUUAUAGGAAUAUCUAUGAUGUUAUUUCAGCAGUUAAGUGGAAUCAAUGCAGUGAUGUUUUAUGCUGAAAGCAUCUUUGAACAAGCAAAUUUUAAGAACAGCAGUGAGGGCUCUGUCAUAGUUGGUGUUGUUCAGGUAGUUUUCACAGCUGUGGCUGCACUCAUCAUGGACAAAGCAGGGAGAAAACUUCUCCUGGCCGUAUCAGCAUUGAUCAUGUCCGUCAGUACAGCAUUGUUUGGGGUAUAUUUUAAAAUCUGGCAAGUGAAUACCAACAACUCCUCUCUACAUAAAGCAGACAUUUUAACUGUUGGGAAUCCAGUUUCUGAGGCUCCAACAUGGCUACCUCUCGUCUGUCUUGUCGUCUUUAUAACAGGUUUUGCGCUUGGUUGUGGCCCUAUUCCGUGGUUGGUGAUGUCAGAGAUAUUUCCAGUCAGGGCGAGAGGCAUGGCAAGUGGAGCCUGUGUCCUGACAAACUGGUCAACAGCGUUUUUGGUAACCAAGGAAUUCCAUGACCUUGUUGAGAACAUAACCCAGUAUGGGACCUUCUGGCUCUUUUCGAGUUUCUGUUUCAUGAACCUGCUCUUCACCAUUUUCUUUGUCCCUGAAACAAAAGGGAAAACACUCGAAGAGAUUGAGGCCCAUUUUAAAGCAACUACUUAAGGGCAGUUAAAUGAAUCACUUAUUUUUAAUGCUGCUUUUAUUCAAUGUUGUAUACCUGUGAUUGUAUACAGAUUCUUUAAAGUGGUAAUUAAGCAGUACCAAAACCUGGGCCCUCCUGAUAUUGCACCUGUCAAUAUCAUCAUCAUUGUUUAUUCUCCUGCAUUGCCCCCCCACCCCUCCGCCUGCCCUGCUUCAUUUUAACGUGAAACAAAACUUCUAAGGUCAGGCGAAGACCUAGGCACUGCACCAGUAUACAUCAAAACAGAAGAUUGGACCCAAGUUAAUGUAGUACUGUACAGCUGAUUAAUAUUUUUUAAGUUUUAAAAUGUUACCUUGAUUUGUUUUGACAGUUCAUGGUCACUACAGCAAGGCAGAUUUGUGAGUAAUUUGGUGGAAAAAUUCCAACUGGCAAAUAUUGUAUACAAAGUUAUUUGGGGGACCUGUGUAAACUGGAACUAGCAAAUGAGAAAUCUGUUUACAUUUCUCCCCAUUCCCUACUGUCCAAAGUCAAAAUUGCUACUUUGGUGUCCACAGCAUACUUGUCAAAACAAGUAACAAGACCAAUUAACAAAGCAGCUACUUAAUGCAAACCUAACUUUUUAAAAAUGCACAAUUAUCAUACAGUUUUAAAUUGAAGAAAAUUCACAAGGUUAUUUGUUCCUUGUUGCUUUGAUAUGUUUUAGUUUUAAGAGAUUACAUCCUUGGAUUUUCCAUUUUUAACCUAUUUAACACACUACCUCACUGAAUA
Molecule: messenger RNA, 3215 nt
Organism: Hemiscyllium ocellatum (epaulette shark)
Lineage: Eukaryota; Metazoa; Chordata; Chondrichthyes; Orectolobiformes; Hemiscylliidae
Gene: slc2a8
Product: solute carrier family 2 member 8
Exons: 10
Coding region: 1001-2467 (488 amino acids)
Biological process (GO): transmembrane transport
Cellular component (GO): membrane
Molecular function (GO): transmembrane transporter activity
Source: RefSeq, a predicted model, not a curated record